Messenger RNA from Arabidopsis thaliana (thale cress), 1675 nucleotides. It is a transcript of the gene ESP1, whose product is annotated as hydroxyproline-rich glycoprotein family protein. Gene Ontology annotation, cellular component: nucleus. The record is from RefSeq and is marked reviewed. NCBI's taxonomy places the organism in Eukaryota, Viridiplantae, Streptophyta, Magnoliopsida, Brassicales, Brassicaceae. The transcript has 7 exons. Gene Ontology annotation, biological process: mRNA 3'-end processing. The coding region runs from base 372 to 1355 and encodes 327 amino acids.
UUUAACACACAGGUUAAGCUCGGUAGCGAUUACCGACGAGAACCAUGGCGGGUAAGCAGAUCGGCGGAGACGGAGGUUUACCGGCAAAUCUCGCCGGAAUGACUAAAAGUCAGCUCUAUGAUAUUAUGUCUCAAAUGAAGACGUUGAUUGAUCAAAACCAUCAACAAGCGAGGGAGAUUCUGAUUCGGAACCCUCUUUUGACGAAGGCUCUUUUCCAGGUUCUUCUUCACUUCGCUAAUCUUUUCCAUCUUCUAAAUCUGCAAUCCGUGUGGUCUUAUAAGCAAUGAGGAAUUCUGAUUUGGAGCUUCUUACUUGAGUAAAUUGAUUGGACUAGUUUGGGUUUAGUAUUGUUGAAGAAGCAGGCACAAAUCAUGCUCGGAAUGGUUCAGCCUCCUCAAGUGACUCCGAAAGUUGAGCCACAAGCUGUACAACAACCUCAACAAUCUCAUCAAUCUAUCCCGCCAAAGCCAAACGUUCAAGCUCAUAUGUCUUCUUUCCAAGGCGGUGGCAGUGUACAUGAGCCAGCCAAUACGAUGCAGCCACAAGCCCCGAUUCGAAAACACCCAACACCACAACCAAUGCCUAUGCCUCCACCACCGCCUUCUGUUUCUGCAAAUAGUGCUCAAUCACAGCCUCGUUUUUCGCAUCCCCAGCGUCAGGGACAUCUGAAUCCUGCUGUCACUUCUAUGUCUCAUCCACAGUCUUCUCAAGUUCAAAACGCGCCUCCUCCGGCUUCCCAUCAUCCAACAUCCCAGCAACCUCCUUUUCAUCAUCUUGAUAUACCAGCUUCCUCCACUCAGUUGCAACAACAACCAAUGCACUCUGGUGGAGGUCCUCAUGUGGCACAGCAACAGUCUAGACCAUAUCAUCAUCAAUAUGGACAAGCUCAAACUGGUCCAAACACUGGAUUUCAGCACCAUGGCGCACCUACUCAGCAUCUUUCUCAACCCAUGUAUCAUUCAGGCAACAGACCCCCUGCUUCCGGUGGACCUCAAUUCCCGCAGGGACAGCCACAUCUGCCUAGUCAGCCAACAUAUCAGGGAGGAGGUCAAUAUCGUGGAGACUACAACAAUAACCAAUUAGCAGGUCUGAUGGCUCAAGACAGAGGUCCUUCUUGGAUGGCUGGCCAAUCAGAGAGCUCGAACAUUACUCAUCUGCCAGGCUUAGGACCGGUGCCUCCACCAAGCCAAGUUGGGCCUGGAGGUGGCCCACCACCUCGCCCUGCACCGAUAUCUGCAGAGAUGGAGAAGGCACUACUUCAACAAGUGAUGAGCCUUACACCAGAGCAGAUCAAUCUGCUGCCACCAGAACAGAGAAACCAAGUCCUUCAGCUUCAACAGAUUCUCCGACAGUGAAUCUCAUAGAUAAUCGCUUGGUCUCCUCCAUGUUAGAACUUUGAAGAGACAGGUUUUGGCUUUGAAUGUAAGGCCUGAGUUAAGUUUGGGAUAAUUUGUAAAAAGAAGAAAAGUAAUUAGAUUUUUUCAAAGUUCAAGGUAUCACUAAAUACCUUUGGUCAUAUCCCCUGGAGAAAAUUUAUGUGUUCUCUUUGAUUUAAUGUUCAGUAACAAUUUUCUUCCUGAAUUUCAAAGUUACGAAAUCUUGCUUACAGUUGUUUUGCAGACUCUUUUUUCACUCUUUUAUUGCAGUUGUUCCAAGGAAAACAAAUUAUGCGAAG